GGGCGCUUGUCCCAAGAUGGAUCAUUGCGUUACCGACAUGAGGCAUAAGUAUUCGGCUCGGUAGGUCUUACAUCACCUCGACAUGCUUCUAAGCAAUCGCUCUGUAUGGCGGUGCCGGCGGUUCGCGCGUUGUUAUUUCAAACACCACCGGCCAAUCUUCCACACAAGGACUCGAACAUACGCCAAGCCUCUUGCUGCACCCCCUGCCAGCAUUGGGUUGUUUGCGGCAUUCUCGCGUCCUCGGCUCCUGGACUCGCUCGUUGUAUAAUCUCAGAGACAGUAAUUGCAGAGGAGCGGGGACACCAUCGCGCUGAGCACCAGGGAAAUCUGAACGUUGUUCGAUCAACAUGGCACCAACACGUGGGCCAAUAUUCUCAGGCGCAAUUAAUGAUAGUCAGGCGCGCUGCCAUAUAUGUAAGUAAAAGAUUUGAAAAUCGGAUUACCACCUUUCUACCAGAAACAGUAGUCAACAAGUCUGGUCUAGUCUUACCCUCCUCAUGUUUCGGGCGCUCGCCACGGGCCCUAUUAAUGCAGCGAUGGUGGGGCAUUCAGUUAGGCGCAUGCUCGAUCAACUUGCUUAAGGCCAUCGUCGUCGCAAAGAACUGACCUGGAGAGGGCUUAUCUCUGGGUCCAGCACCUGACCACGGAAAAUCCCACGUUUUCCCCGCACAGCAGUAUCAAAUCCGGACCCAUCAUACCAUCAACAACCGUGGCGUUGGCGCUCGCUUGGCCCAACUCAAAUAUCAGUGUCCCAUGACAAUCACUUUUAGGCCAAUAAUGUUAUCGCAGCUCCUCGCUGCGCCAUCAGCAAAGGGGGGAGGGGGACGAGUAGCUCAGCUUGAAAGGCU
This is a messenger RNA of Cantharellus anzutake, 848 nucleotides long. RefSeq lists its product as uncharacterized. Lineage: Eukaryota; Fungi; Basidiomycota; Agaricomycetes; Cantharellales; Hydnaceae. The coding region runs from base 106 to 606 and encodes 166 amino acids. The record is from RefSeq and is a predicted model, not a curated record. The transcript has 3 exons.